Molecule: messenger RNA, 1071 nt
Organism: Malus domestica (apple)
Lineage: Eukaryota; Viridiplantae; Streptophyta; Magnoliopsida; Rosales; Rosaceae
Gene: IAA9
Product: auxin-responsive protein IAA29-like
Biological process (GO): regulation of DNA-templated transcription
Cellular component (GO): nucleus
Molecular function (GO): protein binding
Source: RefSeq, marked provisional
UGUCUUCGUAUUAUUUUUAAUUAAUUGUGUGUUUAAAUCUUAAUUAAUUGUAUUGAAUAUUAUGGAGCUUCAGUUAGGUCUGGCUCUAGCUCUUCCUGACCAUCACAGUCCUGUCAAAGGUUUUGACAUGAAUGGCGUUAAUCGCAGCGUCGAGAAAAAAGAGAUGGUGGGUUUGGAGAGCAAAACCCAAGUUGGGAAUUACAAGCGUAGUUUUGAUGUGGCUUUUGAGAAGAGUAGUAGUACUGGUGCUGGAAAUGAAUCGAAGAUGUUGGCUUUGUUGUUGUGGAAUGAUCAGCCAAAUGAGGAAGAUGAUGAUGAUAAGGGGCGAAAGAGAAGAAAUUCUUGCAGGUCCAUAAUCAAGAAUGAUGAUGGAGGAAAUCAUGUAGUUGGUUGGCCACCAAUUAAAUCUUGGAGGAAAAAGAUGCAUCAUGAUCAUGAUCAACACCAUCAGUAUUACCCUCUCCAGAAUAAUCAGAUGGCUAAUAAUUAUAAGGAAAACGAAAACGAUGGCUCAGCAGCAGCAGCGAAUAAUUCCAUGUACGUGAAGGUGAAGAUGGAAGGAGAGGGAAUUGUGAGGAAGAUCGACAUAAAUCUGCAUCAUUCUUUUCAGUCGCUCAGAGACACCUUGAUUACCAUGUUUUCCAAAUGCAAAAGCAAAGAGGGUGGUGCUGCAGCUGAUUAUAUACUCAUUUAUCAGGACAAACAAGGAGAUUGGCUGCUCGCUGCAGAUGUUCCCUGGCAAACCUUCAUCGAGUCCGUGCAGCGCCUGCAGAUAGUUAGGAAUGGUGGCUGAUCCAGCAUUUGAGCAAGAUAGCAAAGCUAGGGUUGCUACUUUACUACUUCUUGUUCAUAUUUGCCUAGUAGAAAAGGAAAGCAGAUAUAAUAUAUUGAGAUCCAAAGAAAGCAUUUGGAUAAUCGCUUGAAUAAGUAGUAUUUGUGACAAAAUGAUUCAAGUUUGUGAGAGUGGGGAGAAAUAGUGAAGUGGAACACAUGUUAGUUUGUUAUCCCCCAAUUUUAUUUUGAAUGUACCUUGUAAACAUUUAUAUUGUUUAAAUGGAAAUGGGAUACUCU